UUCGGUCGCGGUCGAUCGUCGUGGGUAAAAUUUUGUAGUGACUGCUCCGUAAGCAGUGAGAUUGUGCGAAAAACUCUAAAAAGUCAGUGCAAAUUGUGUUGAAAAGCGCGAAAUCUUAUUCAGGUCGAUAGUACUGGUGUUCCAAAGGUUGAAGUGAGUGAAAAUUGCCGGUUAAAAUUGUUCAUAAUAGCAGAGUAUUGCUUCAAACUUCGUUUCGCUAGCCGAUCAAAAGUAUGCAAAACGUGGAACUCGUAGAGCGAAGGCUUCGGCCCAUCUUUGAAUCAAUUGAGAUUGGAAACUAUAAGAAGGCUCUGCAAGAUGUGGAGAAGGUGCUGAGAAAGAAUCCAACCAUUCAGUGCGGACGAGCGUUAAAGGCUUGGGCCUACAUCAGGCUGGGACGAGAUGAGGAAAGUGCCAUCCUUAUCCAGGCUCUGGAGCAGGAAACCCCGACAGAAUCUACGACGUUGCAUGUGAUGACGCUCUGCUACAAAGAAACGGAUCAGCUGGACAAAAUAUGCCACAUGUUCACCAGUGCCUCAAAACAACAGCCAGGCAACGAGGAACUGUUGUCGCAGCUUUUCAUUGCCCAUAUGAGAGUCAACGACUUCAAGGCACAGCAAACGGUUGCCUUGCAGCUGUACAAGCUGAAACCACGUAAUCCGUUUUACUUCUGGGCAGUCACAAGCAUUCUGCAGGCUUUGCGUGGUCCCGAUGCCAAGGACCAACAAAAGUCCAGUUUGCUUCUUUCGCUAGCCCAGCGAAUGGUUGACAAACUGAUCGGGGAGAAUAAGCUGGAAGCAUCGCAGGAAGUUCAGUUAUAUCUGCAAAUUUUGCAACACCAGGAGAAGUAUGAUGAUAUGUUGACCUUUUUGGAUGGACCCGUAUGCACUAAGAUGUACCCUGGGGCGCCUCACUCGAUCAGAAUCGAGUUGUUGCAGAAGCAAAAAUGGGCAGAUUUAAACAAACUGAUGAAACAGUUGCUCACAGAGGACUCGGACAGAGGGGAUUAUUACCAGGAUUAGAUACAAUCAACCAUGGGAAUGAUAAAAAAUAAGGCCGAGGCACCGGAAACGGAUCAUACAGUUGACAUGUGGGAUGAGUUCAUAGCCGGGAUCACGGAGGCACAACCACGAAAAAACCGGGGUCCUUAUUUGGCGCGGCUUGAAUUGACACGGCUGAUGGUGGAGCACAAAUUUGACAAAGAGCAACAAUUUGGCGAGUUAACGGAUCUUCUGUUGGAUUAUUUCCGCAUGUUUGGCGACAAGACCUGCUGCGCAAAUGAUCUAAAACUGUUUUUGGAGUACGUUGAACCAGCGAAAAGACCCGGUUUUGCCGCUCAGCUUAUGCAGGAGUGCCGAAUCAAUCCGGUCACAUUGCCAAGCAGUAAAGAGCAUAUGCAACGGCAUAUUUGCUCACUGCAGAUAGCACGAUUCUGCGGAGCUCAUGCCACUUUAAGCGAGGAGCAUUUGUCGGCUCUUUAUACCGCUUUGAGUUUGCACUACGAGCAUGGCUACAACACGUUCGGGCAAGGACUCCUUCCGACGGAUAUGGGUCAUUCGGAUCCCUAUGCUUUAUUAGCAGUGAACAUCAUGUACGAUCGCGCCUGGAAGUUGCAGCGAUCGGAGCCACUGGUGGAAGCGCUCUGUCUGUUGAACCACCUGCUCUCAAACAGCAUCAACAACUUCCACGGAAAACUGCUGAAUCUGCAGCUUUACCAUCGAUUGGGUUUAGUGGAGGCAGCCCACCGAGCGUACGAAUCACUUGACAUUAAGCACAUCCAGCUGUACUCGCUCGGUUAUCUGCACUGUAGCCACCUGUGCAAUGGGGGCUUUCCCGCUUUGGCCAAGCAAAGUUUCUACCAGACGCUCAACUUCUUCAUCAAUGAUCACCAGAAGAGCGUUGAGUUUCUCAAAAUGUCCUUCAACUUUGGUUUCUUUUCGAAGUUGAUCGAGUUCCUUGACUUCAAGGAUCGACUCUCGAAUAGUUUGCAUUUUACGCUUAUCUCGGUUGAGGCCUUACUACUGGAGAUGGUUUGCUUCAGUGGAACGCUAGUGCAGAAUCUGGCUGCCUAUCGGUUGAUGCGAAUAAAACCGCAAGAGGACCGAAUCAAGUGGGACGAAAUGAGUGACAAUCGUGAUUUGACGAUAUUUGUGCACUGGGACCCGGUGGUGGAUUACUCCAAGGUGCUUCCGCCAGAAGGCGCAGAGUCCGUACUGAAAAAUAACGAAAACUAUGCCAUCGUGCUGGAGGCGAAGACCGUUGAACAGCUGCGUGAAGAAUGCCAGAAGGAGAGUUUCGCGCAGGAACUGGAACUGCUCCAAAUACGCUCGGGUUUGUUGAGGCUGGUUUCCUCAUUUAUCGAGCUGUUUACCAAGGGAGGUGACGAAGAAUACCAAACUGCGGUAGAUUUGAGUCGCCACUGGGAUGAGCUCUUCGUGAAAGUGCGAUCCGAAAACCGAUUUCCUGCAUGCAAAAGAUUUCUAGUCAAUUUAUUACCAUCUCGUUUGCAUACGGUGCUGGCAAUGCCAUACGAAGAGACACUCCGAGAUAUGGCCCGAUUUUUGCUGGCAUUGUGGAAAGGCGAAAAGCACGAUCUAAUACGAUCAGGUGCGGAGGCAUGCGUACAACACGUUAACAAACUGUUCGCGCUGAUAGCGAGCUCGAUCAAGACUUAUGGAACCUCCGAUGAUUUGCUGUGGAACUGAAUGGAGGUUCACGAAACGGUCAAUGCAUGUAUUGAGAUUGCAUCGCUCGUUCUGCUCGUAAUGACAAUGUGUUACGAUAAAUACUCACAGGCACCUGCUCCUCAGCCAACGAGAAAGGGCAAAAAGAAGGAUUCGGAGCAGAACAACCACGAAGGCGCAGUGGUUCUGAUGGCGGACAAGAAUCGACUGCAGCUGUUGGUGGAUGUGCUGCGGACUCUCAAAACAAAUCUGGUUGAGUGUGAAGCCGUACUCUCAUCCUGGGAACUACCACUGCUUUCGGACUCAUUAGCGGCCGCCCUCGAACAGAUGUCGCUCGAUGCCAAGAGCGAGAGUGCCGUUCGAUUGAAACUGAUGGACAGUCACAUAGGUGAGAUUAAAGAACUGAAAAAGUUAUUAAAAGACAAACUAAAGUUGAUCAAUAAAUCGAUUUAAUGAUUUA
This is a messenger RNA of Armigeres subalbatus, 3144 nucleotides long. RefSeq names its product phagocyte signaling-impaired protein-like. Gene Ontology annotation, molecular function: protein binding. Gene Ontology annotation, cellular component: NatB complex; cytoplasm. Lineage: Eukaryota; Metazoa; Arthropoda; Insecta; Diptera; Culicidae. The record is from RefSeq and is a predicted model, not a curated record. Gene Ontology annotation, biological process: N-terminal peptidyl-methionine acetylation.